Populus trichocarpa (black cottonwood) is the source of this 1855-nucleotide messenger RNA. Its product is annotated as pyruvate kinase, cytosolic isozyme. Lineage: Eukaryota; Viridiplantae; Streptophyta; Magnoliopsida; Malpighiales; Salicaceae. The transcript has 3 exons. Gene Ontology annotation, biological process: glycolytic process. Gene Ontology annotation, molecular function: potassium ion binding; magnesium ion binding; pyruvate kinase activity. The record is from RefSeq and is a predicted model, not a curated record. The coding region runs from base 164 to 1693 and encodes 509 amino acids. Gene Ontology annotation, cellular component: cytoplasm.
UAAAAUCUUAACCUUAUAUAGACACACACACAGCCCUUAGCCCUUGUCCUUACCAUUUCUCCAACUAAAAAACCCUCCAAAAACCCUUUUAGACUUCCCCUACUUUUGUAGUAACAUAAAAAUCUCUGUUUUCGUUUUCUCUUCAAGUUUUUAAUUAGCGACAAUGGAGAAUGUUCUGGGUGGUCAAAGCUUGAUGGUAGGGGAGGACAAGAGGACGAGAAAGACGAAGAUAGUAUGCACGUUAGGGCCACAGUCAAGGUCUGUUGAGAUGAUUGAGAGGCUUUUAAUGGCUGGCAUGAACGUUGCUCGCUUCAACUUUUCGCAUGGAACUCAUGCUUAUCACCAAGAAACCCUUGAUAAUCUUAGGACUGCCAUGAACAAUACUGGCAUUCUCUGUGCUGUCAUGUUGGACACCAAGGGACCGGAAAUUCGGACUGGAUUCUUGAAGGAUGGCAAGCCUGUGCAGCUCAAGCAGGGCAUGGAGAUACUUAUCACUACUGAUUAUAGCUUAAAGGGUGAUGAGAAUAUGAUCUGUAUGAGCUACAUGAAGUUGGCUGAAGAUGUUCAGCCAGGAAGUGUUAUUUUGUGUUCUGAUGGCACAAUUUCACUAACAGUUUUGGCUUGUGACAAGGACUCGGGAUUGGUCCGUUGUCGCUGUGAAAAUUCUGCUGUUUUGGGUGAGAAGAAGAAUGUCAAUCUUCCUGGAGUUGUCGUCGAUCUCCCUACCUUAACAGAGAAGGAUAAGGAGGAUAUCCUGAAGUGGGGUGUCCCUAAUAAGAUUGACAUGAUCGCACUGUCCUUUGUUCGCAAAGGUUCAGAUCUCGUGGAGGUCAGAAAGCUGCUAGGGAAUGAUGGAAAGAACAUCCUUCUCAUGUCAAAGGUUGAAAAUCAAGAAGGAGUUGCUAAUUUUGAUGACAUUCUUGCAAAUUCUGAUGCAUUUAUGGUUGCACGAGGUGACCUGGGAAUGGAAAUUCCAAUUGAGAAAAUAUUCCUAGCUCAGAAAGUGAUGAUAAACAAGGCCAACAUAAAAGGAAAGCCUGUAGUGACUGCUACUCAGAUGUUGGAGUCCAUGAUCAAAUCUCCAAGGCCUACUAGAGCUGAGGCUACGGAUGUUGCCAAUGCAGUUCUUGAUGGUACUGAUUGUGUGAUGCUCAGUGGAGAAACUGCUGCUGGAGCCUACCCUGAGCUUACUGUUCAAACCAUGUCUAGAAUAUGCAUGGAGGCUGAGAACUUCAUAGAUUAUGGGCAUCUUUUCAAGACAAUUAUGGCAACUGCUCCUAUGCCUAUGACCCCAUUAGAAAGUAUGGCUUCUUCAGCAGUCAAGACAGCAAACACCAUCAAAGCAGCAUUUAUUUUAGUCCUAACCAAGGGUGGAACCACAGCAAAGUUGGUGUCUAAGUACCGACCAAGCAUGCCAAUUUUGUCAAUGAUCGUUCCAGAGAUUAGAACUGAUUCCUUUGAGGGGUCAUGCAGUGAUGAAGCUCCAGCAAGGCAUAGCCUUAUUUACCGGGGUCUGAUGCCUGUUAUGACCUCAAUAUCAGGAAAGGUUUAUCAUAGUGAGUCAGCUGAAGAAACAAUUGAGAUGGCCUUCCAUUAUGCGAAGAUGAAGGGACUGUGCAAGCCAGGAGACUCGGUUGUAGCAUUGCAUAAGAUUGGUACUGCUUCUGUUAUCAAGAUCUUGCGAGUGCAGUGAUCAUAUUGUGGACAGAUUGGGUUGAAAGAUUUUACAGAUGAUGAGGCAUCUAAUUUUUUAAUAGUUUAUCGUCAGUUUAAGUGAUGUUGGAACAAUGACAAGUAACUGAAUAUUGAAGAGAGCAUCUUCACAAUUUUGGCAAUUUAUUUUGUGCUCUGCGUA